Messenger RNA from Chara braunii, 1886 nucleotides. NCBI's taxonomy places the organism in Eukaryota, Viridiplantae, Streptophyta, Charophyceae, Charales, Characeae. The record is from the annotation of a GenBank genome assembly.
GCCCGCGCGUUUCUCAGGGCACACUCACAGUAGGACCUUUUGUUCUAUGCUCUGGACGUGAUUGCGGUCAGAUUCGUCCGGGUCUGGCUGUAAUUGCAGUUGGAUACAUUUAGGAAAGUCCUCAUGUUAGAAUGCCCUCAGUUUUGCUCCGAAGCGUUCCUGGCGGGCCUCAGUUUCGCCCCUAAGCUUUCGUGUCAUAUACGCUGGCCAGACACCUUGCACGGGUCGCUGCAGGUUCAGGUUCUUCUGUCCCAGGCCAAAGGACACCGGCAACAGAAAGGCCCAAGGUCACUUCAGAAUAUUUGCAUUGGCUUCCUAGGCGCUCAUCUCGAGGAGCUUGUUGAUGACCUUGACUUUCUAGCGUCCUUUCUUCCAUCCGAAAUCAAGUUAUCUUUACUAGCAAUUGCGAGGCGCCGUGGAUUGCUGGAUGACAAGGUCCUUUCAGCACUAGCAGAUGACACAUGGGAGAUCUUGGAUCUGUCCGGCAGUGCAAUUUCAGACGAUGCAUUUGUUGCAAUGUUGGGGACAUGUUCAGGACUCUGCGCUGUGGAUAUCAGAAACUGCAAUAAGCUAACACCGGCUGCCGUGGAGAGACUGAUGGUCGACUGCAAAUCUCUCCACACGCUGCGAUGCGGGGGUUCUGCAAAAAGCGAUGCUUGUAUGAGGUCAUCGCUGAAGUACUUUCUUCCUGGCCUCAAGAAGGCAGAAGAGCCUAUGGCUAGCUGGGAGGAUUUGGACUGGGAAGAAGUAGUGAAAGGGCCACAAUCCCUUCGCUGGCUUAUUUGGCCUUCAAUCAAUGAAUGCAGCUGGCUAAAAUUGGCGACAGAAUGUCCGCGCAUUGUAAUCAACCCUGCACCCACGUCAGGCAAUCGCUAUAUGGGUGGGAAGUCUCACGUGCCAGAUUCAGCGAACGUGGUCAUCGAUCUUGAUGAGGCUUUUGUAAAGGGUAUUGCUCCUGAAAGCUGGGCAGUUCGAGGUGUCAUUGCAGCACGGGAGGAGGAGGAGAAAGGGAGGUGGGGGGAAGAGGGGGAGCAGGAGGGGGAGGAGGAGGGGGAGGGGGAGGAGGAAGACGAAGAUGGGGAGAGCAGGGCAACUACCAGACGAUUGUCCAGUGAGUCGAAGCACCGAUCGGCACAUGUGGAUCGUGACCAACGGGUGAUGGGGGAGCAAAAGGCACGAGCUCCGGAACAGUCAUUGGCUGAGUUGACGAUAGCUGAGAAGUUUCGAUUGGCAUAUCUUGAGCGCGACGAACGGAGGGCGCCAAAGCGUGCAAAAAACAAACGCCAGAACGAGCGCCGUGCUGCACGAGCAUGGAUAUCGACGGACCUGAUGGCAAGGUCCAGGCUGAUGGCUCAUCUUGCAAGGAAAUGAUAGGAAAGAAAUCCAAGGAACUUCAUUUAAAGAAUUUCAAAUAAGGAAUGAAUGAAUGAUCGGGUUGUUGUAUUCAUUGUCCAAGUUCUUUUUUGACCGUCUUUCACAUUCUUUGCCUUUUUUUUUUUGUUCGUUUUUGAAAGGAAAAAGAAUUGAAAAUUUCAGUUGUAGUGAGUGGUAGGAAGGUAGUGAAAGGUGAAAUUGAGAGAAUAAUAUAUAGCUUAGUUAAAAAAAAAUUAAAGAUACAUUCGUACCAACUUGUAUAGAAAUAAUAAGAGUAGUAGUUUGUAUAAAAAAAGGUGGGGAAAAAGAAAAGAAAAGAAUAGCAGUCCGUAGGAGGACAGUCUGACAUAAAAGAGCUGUUGUAUGCACUCGAGUGCUUGGUUGUAAAUCAUGGGGAAGUGAACGGCAGGGGGACCACCAGCAGCGCUGUGAUAGGUAUUCCAAAGACCUGUGGAUUUCAUCUUUGCCAUCAUGCAAGCUAAUUCUCAUAGAAAUCAAAUGGAGUGUAUAUA